UGUUGUUUUUCUUUACAUCAAACUCGUGUCAGUUGCUCAUCCCAAAAUCUAGCAAAGACUCGGUCCGUGGUCACAAAAAUGCGAGAGCCAUCAGAAGAUCUACAGAACACACACACACUACUAGCAAGAAAAGGGUACGCAAGCCCGAGGAGGUACACCUGCAAUCCCUGCAGCACGUUUGCAUGCUCACAACUGAACUACACGCCCACACACUACAAUUCAACUACAGCAGCAGCAUCAUCCCCCUUGUCCCGCAUUUAACCAAAAUGAAUGUUUGUCGACUACAGCGUACUGCUGUCUGAAGUGCUGUCUGUACAAUGAUAACACCAUGGUGCGUGCUCGGGGCAUGCAGGUGCUGCUGUCUGAAUUGCUGUUAGAAUGAAUCCGUGGACAUACAACGAAG
Messenger RNA from Ectocarpus sp. CCAP 1310/34, 403 nucleotides. Lineage: Eukaryota; Phaeophyceae; Ectocarpales; Ectocarpaceae. The record is from the annotation of a GenBank genome assembly.